This is a messenger RNA of Symphalangus syndactylus (siamang), 816 nucleotides long. RefSeq names its product keratin-associated protein 10-2. The record is from RefSeq and is a predicted model, not a curated record. NCBI's taxonomy places the organism in Eukaryota, Metazoa, Chordata, Mammalia, Primates, Hylobatidae. Gene Ontology annotation, cellular component: keratin filament.
AUGGCCACGUCCACCAUGUCCAUCUGCUCCAGCGCCUGCACCGACUCCUGGCAGGUGGACGACUGCCCAGAGAGCUGCUGUGAGCCCCCCUGCUGCGCCCCCAGCUGCUGCGCCCCGGUCCCCUGCCUGACCCUGGUCUGCACCCCAGGGAGCUGUGUGUCCAGCCCCUGCUGCCAGGCGGCCUGUGAGCCCAGCCCCUGCCAAUCAGGCUGCACCAGCUCCUGCACACCCUCAUGCUGCCAGCAGUCUAGCUGCCAGCCGGCUUGCUGCACCUCUUCCCCCUUCCAGCAGGCCUGCUGCAUGCCUGUGUGCUGCAAGUCCAUCUGUUGCAAGCCUGUCUGCUGUGUACCCUCCUGCUGUGUGCCCAUCUGCUGCAGGCCUGUGUGCUGCGUGCCCACCUGCUCUGAGUCAUCCUCUUCAUGCUGCCAGCAGUCUAGCUGCCAGCCGGCUUGCUGCACCUCCUCCCUGUGUCAGCAGGCCUGCUGUGUGCCCGUCUGCUGCAAGCCUGUCUGCUGCAAGCCCAUCUGCUGUGUGCCUGUCUGCUCUGGGGCUUCCUCUCUGUGCUGCCAGCAGUCUGGCUGCCAGCCAGCUUGCUGCACCACCUCCUGCUGCAGACCCUCCUCUUCCAUGUCCCUCCUUUGCCGCCCCAUGUGCAGGCCCACCUGCUGCGUGCCUGUCUCCUCCUGCUGUGUCCCCGCCUCCUCCUGUCAACCCAGCUGCUGCCACCCAGCCUCCUGCAUGUCCCUCCUCUGCCGCCCCGUAUGCUCCUGCCCGGCCUCCUGCAGCUUCUCCUCAGGCCAGAAGUCCAGCUGCUGA